CUCCAUUUUCAUUUUCCCCACUUUCCCGAUGCUCUGUUUUUACCACUACUAGAAGUAAACCCUCCCAAAAGAAGAAGAAAAGAAAAAAAAGGAACAAUGUCGAACCAGACGCCUUCCUUCGUCAAAGUUUUGGCUGGAUGUUCAUCCAUGAAGCUGCUGAGAAUUCCAGAGUCAUUCAUCAACCAAUUCGGCCAAGGUUUGUACGGGAAAGUCAUUUUCAAGUCCAAUACUGGAAAUCCUGCAGUUAUCUCCGUGGAAAGAGGAAGCAAGGGAUAUUUCUUCGGAACUGGAUGGCCAUCUUUUGUCAAGGACAAUGGUCUCCACGAAGGCGACCAUCUGGUUUUCAACUUCACCGGGCACAGAACCGUCGAAGUUGUCUCUUACGACCCAACUGGUUGCGUCAAGAGAAAUGCUGAAGCUCAGUCCAACGAGCCUUGUCCAAGUCCUGCAAGGAAUCAAGAAACAGAGCCAUCCUCCAAAAAACCCAGAAACGGAAUGGGGAAAGAGGGGAGAAGAGAAGUUCAACCCCAGAGGCCUCGCCGAAGCACAGGAAGAAGCCUCGGAACAGAGCAACUCCCCAAAACCCGAAAAGGAGUGGCGAAAGGUUCAGAGUCGAGACCACGAGAAGCUCCGAUUAAGACAGAGUCAGAAGAUGGGUAUUCUUUUGGGAAUGCUCCUCGAGGGUUGGCUGCUUGCUUCCAAGUGGUUUACAAGAAGUACAUGAAUCAUAGUGUGUGCAUUCCACUGAGAUUAUGUAAAAUUGCUCGGCUGGAAAUGAAGAACAGUGCCCAACUUCAGGAUCCAAGCGGGAAAGUUUGGCCAGUAACAAUUAUCUCCGGAGGCAAGGGAACAAUGAAACGGUUCGGUGGUGGUUGGCUUGCCUUUGCUGCCGCUAAUGGCGUCGCUGUUGGAGACAGAAUCGAGUUCCGUUACAAGUCUGAAUCGGGUGUCUUCCAGGUGAUGAUACAUAAUCCAAAGAAUAAUACUUGCAACGAUUCUCGAGUUGGGAAGCGGCAAUGGAAGAGAGCCGAUGCUGCAAAUCCUGAAAGGAAGAAGCCUCGUUUGCAGAGGAAACGAGGAGCUCCAACGAAGGCAAAGUCGAGAAAAGGCCAUUCUUCUGGCAACAACGCUCCUCCAGGUUUGGCUGAUUCCUUCCAAGUCGUUUACAACAAGCACAUGGAACGUUCUACUUAUAUGUGCAUGCCGGUGAGAUUUUCUGAAGCCACGAAGCUGUCACUGAAGAAAACUGUUCAGCUUCAGGACCCAAGUGGGAAAUUGUGGGCAGUUUCUGUAAUCUCGGGAGGGAAGGGGCUUCAGAGACGGUUCAGUGCUGGUUGGCGUGCCUUGGCUGCUGCGAACCGCGUGGCUGUCGGAGAUAGAAUCGAGUUCAGUUACAGGCCCGAAUCGGGUUUGAUCCAGGUGAAGAUACAUAGAGAAAGGUGUAAUGCUGGCAAGGAUCCUCAAGUUGGGAGGAAGCGGCCGUGGAAGAGAAGUGGUUUUUGUCGAUCUUGAAAGGAUCAGAGUGCUUGAUUGAGAAGUUCAUGAGAGGAAGCAAAUAUCCUUUUGGUGUAAUUCUGCAGGCUGGUUGUCAUAGCUUUCAUAAUUCGUGUGUGUUGUAGUGUAAGUUGUCG
Molecule: messenger RNA, 1631 nt
Organism: Linum tenue
Lineage: Eukaryota; Viridiplantae; Streptophyta; Magnoliopsida; Malpighiales; Linaceae
Source: the annotation of a GenBank genome assembly